Molecule: messenger RNA, 1311 nt
Organism: Rangifer tarandus platyrhynchus (Svalbard reindeer)
Lineage: Eukaryota; Metazoa; Chordata; Mammalia; Artiodactyla; Cervidae
Source: the annotation of a GenBank genome assembly
AUGGUGGGCUUCGGGGCGAACCGGCGGGCCGGCCGCCUGCCCUCCCUGGUUCUGGCGGUCCUGCUAGUGGUGAUCGCGGUGCUCGCCUUCAAUUACUGGAGCAUCUCCUCACGCCACGUCCUGCUGCAGGAGGAGGUAGCGGAGCUGCAGGGCCAGGUCCAGCGCACCGAGGUGGCCCGCGGGCGCCUGGAGAAGCGCAAUUCGGACCUCCUGCUCUUGGUGGACUCGCACAAGAAACAGAUUGACCAGAAGGAGGCCGAUUACGGCCGCCUUAGCAGCCGGCUGCAGGCCCGGGAGGGCCUGGGGAAGAGAUGCGAAGAUGACAAGGUUAAACUGCAGAACAACAUAUCAUAUCAGAUGGCAGACAUACAUCAUUUAAAGGAGCAACUUGCUGAGCUUCGUCAGGAGUUUCUUCGACAGGAAGACCAACUGCAAGACUAUAGGAAGAACAACACUUACCUUGUGAAGAGGUUAGAAUAUGAGAGUUUUCAGUGUGGACAACAAAUCAAGGAGUUAAGAGCUCAGCAUGAAGAAAAUAUUAAAAAGUUAACAGACCAAUUUUUGCAGGAACAAAAGCAAGAGGCCCACAAGUCUGAAUCAAAAGUUGGAAAUGAAGCGGAUGCGGACAAUCAUGCAGCGCCUAAAAGCAUCCCAGAAGUCGCUGAGAACGGUGCAGGCAAGAGUGAAGCGCCCCCGAGCCAUCGUACCCCACGCGGGAGAGAACAAAUCAAACGAGGUGGUGAUGCAGGCAUGCCUGGAAUAGAAGAGAAUGACCUUGCAAAAGCUGAAGAUGUUCCUGUUGCUUUAAAGAAACCCCCUAUUUCCUUUUCUCAAUAUGAAAGUCAUCAAGUAAUCUCCCAUCUUCCAACCGGAAAACCUCUCUCCCCAAAUAUGGUUCCAGAUUCUCAUAUAAACCACAAUGGAAACUCUAGAACUUCAAAACAGAACCCUUCCAAUCCUCUUCAGCGUUUAAUUUCAGGCCCUAACGUGGAGAGUGAACCCAGAAUUCAAGCAGAAGUUCUAAAGCAGGCUACCAAGGAUCGAGCUGGUGAUUUCCAUAAAUUGAAGCAAAGCCGAUUCUUUGAUGAGAAUGAAUCCCCUGUUGAUCCGCAGCAUGGCUCUAAACUGGCGGAUUAUAAUGGGGAUGAUGGUAACGUAGGUGAGUAUGAGGCAGACAAGCAGGCUGAGCUGGCUUACAAUGAGGAAGAAGAUGGUGAUGGUGGAGAGGAAGACGUCCAAGAUGAUGAAGAACGAGAACUUCAGAUGGAUCCUGCAGACUAUGGAAAGCAACAUUUCAAUGAUGCCCUUUAA